UUCAAGCGGACAGAUCACAUCCGGUGUAGAUGUUUGCCAUGUUUUGGAUCUGUUGCCUCAGUUUAGUUUAGUUUCAAUUUCAGCUACCCAUUUUACGUUAUAUCAGUUAUUUUCAGCCGUCAUGUCUCGGGGGUCAAGUGCAGGAUUUGACCGCCAUAUCACUAUCUUCUCUCCAGAGGGAAGACUCUACCAAGUCGAGUAUGCCUUUAAAGCCAUCAACCAGGGAGGACUAACCUCCGUAGCGGUCAGAGGGAAGGACUGUGUUGUGGUCGUCACGCAGAAGAAAGUCCCAGACAAGCUGUUGGAUGCGGUGACUGUCACACAUCUGUACAGAAUUACGGAGAACAUUGGCUGUGCUAUGACCGGCAUGACUGCUGAUAGUAGGUCUCAGGUGCAGAGGGCACGGUAUGAAGCAGCUAACUGGAUGUAUAAGUACGGCUAUGAGAUCCCUGUGGAUAUGUUGUGCAAACGCAUGGCGGACAUCUCCCAAGUCUACACGCAGAAUGCUGAGAUGAGGCCGCUGGGCUGCUGUAUGAUAGUGGUCGGACUGGAUGAAGAGUUGGGUCCACAGCUCUAUAAGUGUGAUCCAGCCGGCUACUACUGUGGCUUUAAGGCUACAGCAGCUGGAGUCAAACAGACUGAGGCCACAAGCUUCCUAGAGAAGAAAGUCAAGAAGAAACUGGAUUGGACCUAUGAGCAGACCAUAGAGACGGCUAUCUCAUGUCUGUCAACCGUUCUGUCCAUUGACUUCAAGCCCUCCGAGUUGGAGGUGGGAGUUAUCACUACAAAAGAAUCUAGAUUCAAGAUUCUGUCCGAGUCGGAGAUCGAUGUCCACCUGGUAGCUUUGUCUGAGAGAGAGUGAGGAAAGUUAGCAUCCAUUUUGCUGCCGACUCUGAAAAGGAUGAACAGCAAUACCAGACACCCCACCUCCUCCACACAAAGGUGUCAUCUAGUAAGACGAUAAAGGAGGAGUUGGUAUCGUCUUGUUCAGAAGAGGUGGUGCUAUACAGUGAGGUUGAGAUAAACAAAAAUAUGAACAGUAAAGAACAAUAUGGUCCUAAUUACCAGGUGGGUAGAAUAUGUUACCCGUCUGCACUGGCACGUACCCCUCCUCCAUCCUCUCUGGUCAUUGCCAGGACCCGACUGGACAUAUUAUUAUCCACAUAUUGACCCCUACUGCAUUUUUCUUCUAGCCGCACUGAGGCAUCCUCACUGUAGGCAGCUGUCAAAUGUCACAGAGCCUGGAAAGAUACUGCACAUUUAAAUUAGUCCAUCAUAUGACCUAUGGGUCUGAUAUGCUCCUUCCUCUGGAUGGAGCUCAGCCCAAAUGACUUCAGUUGAUGAGUGUGACAUGAGCAGAUUGGAAGAUGGGGUUACACUACAACUACACCACAAUACCUCUUAAUACCUCUCAAUAUUAUGGACUUGGUGGUCCUGUAGCUAUUUGAGUCACUGUAUUUCAACAGUGCUUACAAUCUUUACUCAGGGCUGCAACAUCGUGUAUCUCUCAUUUUUAUCAAAUCUGCGUUAAAGUCUGGCUGUAGUUCCAGGAUGAUGUUUAUGCUCUGGUGUGCUUUGGUAACCCAGGGGACAGCUGUGGGAGUUCUCCAUAAUCAUUGUCACAACCGUCCCGUGUUUAGGUCUGCUCAGGUCAACGUCAACAGGAAGUCACCAAUUAUUUAAUUCUCUCCCUUGAACCUCCUCCCCUCUGCUGCCAUUGCUGUACAUUACUGCCCUUCUAUUAAACACAAUGUUUUUAUUGAACACUUAA
Messenger RNA from Perca fluviatilis (European perch), 1771 nucleotides. It is a transcript of the gene psma6a, whose product is annotated as proteasome 20S subunit alpha 6a. Gene Ontology annotation, biological process: ubiquitin-dependent protein catabolic process. NCBI's taxonomy places the organism in Eukaryota, Metazoa, Chordata, Actinopteri, Perciformes, Percidae. The record is from RefSeq and is a predicted model, not a curated record. Gene Ontology annotation, cellular component: proteasome core complex; cytosol; nucleus. The transcript has 7 exons. Bases 122 to 862 code for a protein of 246 amino acids.